AUGAGUACUACACCUAUGAGUACGAUCACUGUCUUCGGCGGCUUCCCUGAGGAUGGACAGUAUGUCUGGUCGCCCUUUGUUACCAAGCUCGAGGCGCGUCUUCGCUUCGCAGCUAUUCCUUACCGCGUUCAAGCCGGGUCUAUUCCCAACGUCCUUCAAGGCAAGAUUCCAUAUGUGACGAUUGAGACGGCCUCCGGCAAGGAGACUUUCGCCGAUUCAGAUCUCGCCAUCAAGGAGCUCAUCUGCAGUGGCCGUAUGAACUAUCUGAAUGGCGAUCUUACCGGCACAGAAAAGCUUCAGGAUCUCUCGCUGCAGGCCUUGCUGGAAGAUAAGCUCUACACCUUCCAGGGAUAUGAGCGUUGGGUUGCCAACUACACUGUCAUGCGUGACAAAACCUUCGAAUCGGUCCCUUUGUUGAUGCGCAUCAUUCUCGGCAAGGUCAUGUACAAAAAGCAAAUGCGUACUCUCAAGGGCCAGGGCAUGGGCAAAUUUACUCCUGAUGAAAAUCUGGAGAUCCGCCGUGAGAUUUGGGAUAUGCUCGCUCAGACCAUUGAGGCUUCCUAUGUCAUGUGCCGCGGCGAGGAGCCGUUCUGGGUCUGGGGUGGUGAUGAGCCCACGGAGGCCGAUGCUGUCGUCUUCGGGUUUAUUAUUUCUGGCCUAAUCUGCAAGGCUGCUCCCCAGACCAUGGCGUACAUCAAGAACCGCCCCGUCCUUGUUCAAUAUGCCCGCCGCAUUCACGACGCUUACUUUCCCGACUAUGAGCUCUGGGAUUAG
Penicillium chermesinum is the source of this 774-nucleotide messenger RNA. Its product is annotated as glutathione S-transferase family protein. The transcript has 3 exons. Lineage: Eukaryota; Fungi; Ascomycota; Eurotiomycetes; Eurotiales; Aspergillaceae. The coding region runs from base 1 to 774 and encodes 257 amino acids. The record is from RefSeq and is a predicted model, not a curated record.